CUCUCGGAGAGUGCAGUACUGCAGCCACAAGAUGAAUCUCUUGCACAUGCCGUGGCUAAGAGCCGGACUUCUGCGCUGCAUCCCGUCCCUUUUGCGAAUGCGCUCGAGUGCGUGCGUGCGUGUGCGCGAGUGACUACGGCAUCAUCAGACUGGAGUUGGAGACUAUCCUGUGUUUGGAAUCUCUGUCUUUGUGGAUGUGUAAGGGUGGAGAUGGAGUGACAAAUGAGCAGCGAACGUCCUCUGCGCGACUCGCAGCAUGGCAGCUGAUCGUCCGUCUCUCUCGUGCGUUCGUUUGCCCUUUCUCGUCUCCUCUUGUGCUCUGUCUGUCCGAAGCCUGGUGCACUGUGAGAGUUAGAGCGAGCCCAAGCAAAAGAGAGAGAGAGAGAGAGAGAGAGAGAGAGAGAGAGAGAGAGAGAGAGAGAGGGAGAGAGAGGACAUGCGCUGGCCAGAGCGGCACUCUCUGCCUCAGCUCCGUCACUGACCCGCAUCUGGAGGAACCAUGGUGAGCAAAGAGGUUGGUAAAAGCAUGCUCACCAACUCUGAAUCGGACUCUGAGACGGCACCUUCUAUGGCCCUGGAGGUAAAAGGACCGCCGGAUGGGAGUCGGCAGGUGCGCAAACGCAACAAAGCCUUGCAGGUACGCUUCAAGGACAUCUGCGAGGCGCAGAGCGAGCAGGCGGCUGCGGCAAGGGGAGCAAAGCCGAUCUCGUACAAAGUGGCAUACCGCAAAUACAUGACCGUUCCGGCCCGGAGAUCCAUACCCAACGUGACAAAAAGCACUGGAGUGCAGACCUCCCCGGACCUGAGAAAGCGCUACCAGACUUUUCCACUGGAGAGGAAAAAGGGUCAAAGUGUAAAACAUGCAGCAACAGCAGAGAGCUAUAAGGACCAGGAUAAUGGAUAUGUUGUUGAUGUUAAGAGGGCCAAGGCGGCCGAGGUGGUGAGGGAAGAGACGUCGUCUCACACGGUACAAAAGACCAAAGCUUUGAUGCACACUAAUGAGUGCAUAGCCACCAUAGAGCACCACUCACACGCUGCAGAGUGUGCAGACAGGACGCUGCUGCCCUGUCCCUCUGAGGACCAAUCAAAUUACAAGAUCUGUACGAUGAAGAGCAAACAUCGAAAGAGCUUCCUAAGGGACUCAGACUCGUUGGACCGCUCAGGAAAAUGGCAAGUAAUAAAUUCUGAUGAGAGAGAUGGCAGUACACUGCCAAAUUCUAGUUCCAAGGUGAUGAGUCCUAUAGCCUGGAACUCCUUAACGCAGGUGGAGUGUCUGGAGAGCCCGACGGCACGCAGCAAGCGCAAAAAGGUUCUACAGCUAAACGGCCUGCAAUCACAGACACUGCCGAGGACUGGCUGCACCACACAAGUGCAGUGCCAUGCGGGAAUGCUUUCUGCUCGGCCCAUACAGGCAAUGGAGGAAACGACAGCAGCAUCAGUUGCUGCCGUACCUGCAGCGGUUCUACCGUCCACAUGUGAGGCUGGGAAAGGAACAGUUCCAGGAACUGGGAAUCUACAGGUGAAUAGCGAAGCUUGCAAGCAGAUAGUGCCUGUGAGUCAGGAUAAGGAAGUAAAAGCACAGUUGCAAGCCAUGGAGAACAUGAUCAGCUCCAGUCAGGAAACCAUCAAAGUCCUGCUGGGAGUCAUUCAGGAGUUGGAGAAAGGGGAGGCUCUCCGAGAAGGUCUCUCCUAUCGGACCGGGCAGGACACGGCCAACUGUGACACAUGCCGGAACAGCGCAUGCAUUAUUUACAGUGUGGAGCUGGACUUUAAGCAGCAGGAGGACAAACUGCAGCCGCUGAUGAGGAGGUUGUGCUCAGUGGAGGACUCGUCCUUCCCCUCGCUACCUUAUUCUCAGGAGGCCUACACCUCCACGCCCAAGCGUAAGGCCAAAGCAGAGGCCAAGAAACACACGCGCUGGAAACUGUGGUUCCUCUGAACACGCCGCGCUGCAGGACACGCGCACGUUUCUACACUGUCCCUGUGUUCAUCUCUGUCCCUGUGGCUUUCCUACAUUUCCAUCAUUUUAUCAGCACAGAAAAAGGGGGAAGAAAAAAAGUUGCAUCCUGAAAACUAAAACCUGGCUCGAGCCUGCUUCAAAUUCAAAAACGGAGUCUACUGGGAACUGGAUUUCCUCAGUUAGUCUCGGAAACGCGGAAUACUUUGGCCAAUUGUGCCCAGAGUGUGAAACGGCUCUAUUUGCAAUUCAGCGAGGUGAGAAACCAGAUUGAAUUAAGCUGCUGCAAAGUCUUGCGUUUAAAUGUAUAUAUAUAUAUUUAAAAAAAAAACAUUAUUUAUACAUCAGUGCAUC
Silurus meridionalis is the source of this 2311-nucleotide messenger RNA. RefSeq names its product inhibitory synaptic factor 2A. Lineage: Eukaryota; Metazoa; Chordata; Actinopteri; Siluriformes; Siluridae. The record is from RefSeq and is a predicted model, not a curated record. Gene Ontology annotation, cellular component: postsynaptic density. Gene Ontology annotation, biological process: inhibitory postsynaptic potential. The transcript has 4 exons. The coding region runs from base 500 to 1939 and encodes 479 amino acids.